GCUGUUGAUGGCAAUGUAUAUGACCACCUUAAGGAUUAUUUAAUGGUAUUCAGCAGGACUGAAUUAGAAAUAUGCCAAUCUGUACAAAGCACAUUCCAAUUUCUUUUGGAAACUUCAAGUCGGGUAGUGCGCGAUUACAAUUUUCAGCUCUUCUUGCAAGAAAACUCAGUCUUUCACAAGCCGCAGUCCUUCCAGUUUCAGCCGUGCGACAGCGACACCGUAAGCCCGCUUUGA
This is a messenger RNA of Thamnophis sirtalis, 234 nucleotides long. Lineage: Eukaryota; Metazoa; Chordata; Lepidosauria; Squamata; Natricidae. The record is from RefSeq and is a predicted model, not a curated record.